GACAGAACGCGAGAGAGACCGGUACCGCUGCUGAGCAGGGGACAAGCUGCUGUCUGUCGAUGUUCCCCAGAACAUAUUUAGAAAGAGAAGAGAAGCCAAGGUACAUCACAGGGGCGGGCACUCAAUAAGAAACACUAAAAGCGAGGUUUGCGAAAGAAAGGAAAAGGAACACUUUAUACCGGCAAACAGUGCCUGCUGUACACACGUACACACACACACCCCUUCAUGUUGUGGGAUUAAUAAGAGUAAAGAGAGACACCUCUGCGUAAAGUUGAUGAACUGAUCCGCCCGUUUCACUGUAAACAUUAUUACUGUGUUUUUUGGAGGAUCGCUCAGGAUCAGCGUGGAUUUUAGAAGCCAUCACACUGCCUUUGUCUGCGGAUGAGCGACGCUGGUCGGAUGGGAAGGUUUCCAGAGGAGCGCCGCUGGGAGACACUGGAACGGUCCCUGUGAACGUGCCACAUGCGUGUGGAAGAUAUGGAUAGGCUUUUGCUGUAGCCAAGAUUUGCCGCGGUUUUUAUUCAUUCAAGUUUUUUGACUGUUGGGUUUUGUUUUGUUAACAUAUUCAGAUUUUUUUUUUACUCUUAAACGACCGUCGAGAUUUUAAGGCUCAUCGUGCGGAAUUACAACCAUGAACUUUGUUGUCAGUUUGGUACACAUCCUUUUGGCAGCGCUUCUUCACCUAUCCACUAUAAAGACUGCCAGCAUUAACAAGGGAGUGGAGAAGAGUAAAAAUGAGGUUAUCCUUUUCACAGAAGUCAUCACAAAGAGUAUGUGUCAGCCCAGGGAGAUGCUGGUGGACAUCUUCCAUGAGUAUCCCGAAGACACAGAACAUACCUACAUCCCUUCCUGCGUGGUCCUCAACCGCUGUGGAGGAUGCUGCAAUGACGAAGCCAUGGAGUGUGUACCCACGGAAACCCGCAACGUCACAUUGCAGGUAAUGCGGUUUAGACAAAUGGUAACGCAACAUACGAUUUACUUAAGUUUCACAGAGCAUCAAAAGUGUGAUUGCAGACUAAAGCCAGAUGUUCAAGUAAAGAAAGAAUACCACUGUGCGCCUUGCUCAGAGAGAAGAAAGCGCUUGUUUGUGCAGGACCCUCUCACCUGUAAAUGUUCCUGCAAAUUCACACAAUUAGACUGCAAGUCCAGGCAACUUGAGUUAAACGAAAGAACUUGCAGAUGUGAUAAACCGAGGAGAUGAGACCAACAACACUGUUAUGAAGGAAUUUUUUUCUUGGCACAGCACUUUGAAACCUGAGGAUGCAUUCCGUGCAAGGACACGAAACGACAACGCAAGACAGGACAUUCUUGGCUCAGAUCUUGCCACUGUCUGUUUUCUGCCUAAAGUUAUUAAUAUUUGUACAUAUACUAUAGGUACAUUGACAAUGUGUAUUGCUGCUACAUAAAAAAACACUACUUAAAGCGAAACGAAUGCGCCACUGGCGUGUGAAUGGGAAAAGCUUCAUUGGCGUUCUACUCUUGGGCUGAACUUGGUAAAGAAAUCUGUUAUUUUUAUGUAACACUUCACUGGAUGCUGGUCUGCUGUGGAUAUGAAUAUCUUAAAUAUUUCUUAGUAAAAAACAAACUGGUGACUAUAAUUUAAACGAGCGGUGCAGCAGAAGCCAAACUCACCUCCGAACUCUGACAGAGGAGACAAAGAGGGGACGGAAUGGAGAAUGAGGAGGCGGAGGUGGAGGAACGCCUGUUGUACUGGAACUGAACGGCAGGUCCAAGGACUGUUUCCCUCUGUGACAUUAUGUGAAGUUUUGUCUCCAUUGUAUGGACUGACGACACCUGGUGUGAGAACACACCUGAAAAAUCUCUGAGUUUCCUGAAGUGACUGUGGAUGCAAGUUUUGUGGCGUGAUGAUGGAUAAUGUGAAAAUAACCUUUCCUCAUAGAAGGGUUACAUGACGAUGGCAAGAACUAAACUAAAGUUUAGCUAACUAAGUAAAGCAAGUAAAACAAUUUCAGUUAAUGUUAAAAUUGAAUGAGGGUUAGGACUAUUCCUAAGUGUGGGGUCUAAGGGCAGGACAAGAGUUGAGACGUUUCCACCAGGGUUAUAGCUUAGAAACAACUAUCUGUGUCUGGUCUUCCCUCCUUUAUGUAACCUGUCCUUGGUG
Molecule: messenger RNA, 2122 nt
Organism: Etheostoma cragini (Arkansas darter)
Lineage: Eukaryota; Metazoa; Chordata; Actinopteri; Perciformes; Percidae
Gene: vegfaa
Product: vascular endothelial growth factor Aa
Exons: 7
Coding region: 632-1201 (189 amino acids)
Biological process (GO): vascular endothelial growth factor receptor signaling pathway; vascular endothelial growth factor signaling pathway; positive regulation of endothelial cell proliferation
Cellular component (GO): membrane
Molecular function (GO): heparin binding; growth factor activity; chemoattractant activity
Source: RefSeq, a predicted model, not a curated record